This is a messenger RNA of Drosophila virilis, 1771 nucleotides long. RefSeq names its product nucleoporin Ndc1. NCBI's taxonomy places the organism in Eukaryota, Metazoa, Arthropoda, Insecta, Diptera, Drosophilidae. The record is from RefSeq and is a predicted model, not a curated record.
UAUACAGUUUGUAUUCCAAGCAUAGAUAUGCACACAUUCAAACGAGCCAAAAUAUUUAAAUAAUUCUCAAUGUCUUGUUUUCCAAAGCUAAGAAUAAGCAUGCCGUUUGGCCUGCCGUACCAGCUGAAUAUGCCAAAUUCAAUGAUUGGCAGGCUGCUGUUGAAUCGUUACCUCUUUGCCACCUGGCUGUGUUACCUGACCGAGUACCAACUGCUGGCGAUUUUCUUGCUUUACCAGCGUUUCGAUAUCGCCCAUCCAAUUGAAUGCCUGUCCGAAUUGUUUGACUGGAUUGUAUUUUCGUACUAUACCAUGGCUCGAAUGCAGCUGCUGGGCGUCCAUGUGGCCAUCUAUGGGCUGCUGCUAUGCCGCAUACACGAACGUCUGCCGGCUUGCCACAGUUCGCGGCAGGUGCGCAUGAGACAGGAGCUGCCAAUUAAGCUCUGUCUGCUGACCGUGCUGAUUAGCUUGGGCUACUGCAGCUGCUGGCUGUAUUUGAAAUAUAUGGAUGAGCUGAACGUCGAUGUGGAUGUGAGCUACACAGGCCAUUUUCUGCUGAUGAACGGCGCCUUCUGUGGCCUCGCCUACUUCCUGAGCGAGCAUUCCAAAUUCAACAGCGAGGUGUGGCCGCUGCCCAUAGUGCGCAUGAACCAUGCCACAACGGAAUGGCUGAGCUGGCAACACUUCGAGUUUCGCUCAACACUGCCACGAAUUAUGCUCUACACGAUCAUCUUUGCCGCCAUCUACUGGCCAAACAUGAACGGAGACAGGGAAGCCAGCUGGCAGCUAUUUCGCCUGUCCAACUGCCUGACCAUGCUGAUCACCCUCAAGCUGUAUGCCAUCAAACGUGUCUUCGGCAUGGUGAUGCAUUGCGAGCUGCCGCUAACUGUGCAGCAGAAGCAGGAUCAGCGACUGCCGCUGGUCAUGGCGCUCAGCCUCGACUGCCAGCUGUAUGGCUUUCAGAUGCAGGCAGCCAGAGACUUCUAUAUGCUCGUGUCCAGCUCGAGCGGCGAACAAUGCGAACUAUUUCAGCUGCAGGGCAAUUUACGCCGACUGCCCAAAAACUGGCAGGCGCUGCGUGAUGUGCUGCUGGGCAGAAUUACGCUGUUCACAUUACAACUCAAAAACUGCCUGGAAAUCCCGAAACCACAAUGUCAGCAAGCGGUUAAGUCUGCCUAUCCGGGCUUGCGUCCGCUGGCGGCCAAGCCAAAACCCUCAAGAUAUUGGAGUCGCCGCUGUGGCGACCGGCAGCCACCCUGCCAGCCGCUCUAUAAAUCCUUGCUGAUCAGUCCGAUGCGCCUGCUGUGCCACCUGCGCAACAAACUGCAGAGCUGCCAGCUAAAGGAAAAGCUUACUUGCUAUUGCCAAUGCCGACUGCCCUUUCAGGCUAGGCGGCCAAUUGAACCGAGGCAACUGGAGCACGAGCUGUGCCUUGGCCGACCACUUGUCUGGCUAAUACCCGGGCUCGUAGCCAUUUGUGUGCGCUCGCUAGAGGAGGAUAAGCACGGCUCAUUGCAUAUGGAUCUGGAGGCGAUCUUUCAGUCGCUUGUUGACCUGGAUAGGCAGAUCGGUUUAGUACGCGAGCUGCUGCUCAGGCAGCAACAGGAGCCAUGCCUGACCCUUGACAUGAUCUCGCAGUCAACGACGCGCGCUCUAAAUAGCAUGACCUUCAACUUUUACAGCUAUUUGGAUUAUCUUGUGAAGGAUCUGGAACUAUUAAGGGUAUUGCGGAAGCGUGCUUACACUUGAAAUUAUGUUUAAAUUGUUCUAUUAU